This is a messenger RNA of Cryptococcus deneoformans JEC21, 1730 nucleotides long. RefSeq lists its product as hypothetical. NCBI's taxonomy places the organism in Eukaryota, Fungi, Basidiomycota, Tremellomycetes, Tremellales, Cryptococcaceae. Bases 41 to 1573 code for a protein of 510 amino acids. The transcript is spliced from 2 exons. The record is from RefSeq and is a predicted model, not a curated record.
CAACAACAACGAACUCUUGUCUAUACACUUCGUCACAAAAAUGCCCAACUCAAAAACUAUACAGCUUAUCCUCCCGCCGCCCAUCCCAUCCAGAACCCCGCCGCCAUCCCUAGAUGUCCUCCUAGAAGCACAGCGUAUCGCCGCAAAAAACGGCCAGAAACUCGACAUCCAGUCCCUCUUAUCUCCCGACCAGCUCGAAGAGUACCGCGUUCGGUAUCUCAAACUCCCACCGGGCCCGCAUCAGGGCGACAAGGAUGACGAUCUUGAGAAAAGGGAUGAGAAAGAGAAACAACAGCAUUCAAUACCGCACGUGGACGACUCGGUUGGUGGCACGCCUGGGUCACCCAUCUCUGCGGCUACCGCGUUGCACGCCGGCAUAUCCACACCUGUAGCAAAUCCCGGCACGCCGUCAGCCAGUAUCGGUACCCCGACAGCGAGCCCCGCGACGCUCGAGGCAAGGUUGAAGUACCAAUUGCCUGAUCUUUCACAUCUUCACUGGAAGCGGAGACAAAAGCGCCUGGCAGAGAUUGCGAGGGAACAAGAAAUGCUGGCAAACGGCGAAGUCCCAGAAGUCUCUACUAUUGUGGUAGAAGAAACCAAGCCAAAAGGUGAAAAGAAGUUGACGGAAAAGGAAAAGGAGGCUAUAAAAAAGAGCACAAGCUAUUGGAACUCUUUAUUGGUACAGGCGCGCAAGGACCGAGGACCCCAAUGGGACUUUUCCACUCAGCAACUCCUCUACGACCGUAGAUCAGACGAGUACUACACCCAUGGGCGCAGUCCGCCUCCGACACCGCCCAGCAAAAAGCGCAAGGUGUCAACCGCUGAGGCUGGACCAAGCAUCCCCAAUGGUUCAGUCAAAAACCCAGAAUCAGAAACGUCCAAUACCCAACCAACGCCUACCAUCAAUCCCCCAAGUUUACCAUCUUCUACCCCUUCCACAAAUACUCGUCCGAUAUCAAGAGGCAAUCCCCAGCCCGUGGAUGGUGCUCAGUCAACGCCUGGUACGACCUCCAACGUUUCCCUCCCUCCUCCUCCUCCUCCUGCGCAACCGCAAGCCCAACUUCCAUAUCAAGCCCCUCAACCUCCUGCGCCUUCUCAAACGCCUAAUUUAACUAAACCUCCUCCCAUGCCCGUUCCUCCCGGAGCGCAAGGUCUAAAUCCCUCAUUCCUUUCUCAGCUUCAGUCCCUUAAUCCUGCUCAACUUGCCGCCUUACAGUCAAGUAACUCUUCUUUAAGCAAUUUGCCAGGGUUCCCCGGUAACCUGCAGGGUAAUGGAGGCGGCGCUUCGGGACAAGGUGGAGAUCAAUUCAUGACGGGCACCAAUGGUCUCCAGCUUCGUGCAGGUGGGAACUUGAACACUCUACGUCAAAAUCAGAUGCCGAUGCAAAUGCAGAUGCAACUGGCAAUGCAGAAAAUGGGUAAAGGAAAUCAUAGUGCGAGUCAAGGCUUGAACUCUGUGUUUGGACUGGGAGGUAUGAACAGCACCGGCGUCAUGGGUCCGCCUCUAGGAGGACAGCAAGGAGGGCAGGGACCGAUGGUCGGUGGGAAUUGGAGAAGUGAUAGUUCGGGAUGAGAACAAAGUCAAUUGUAAACCCUCUUGCGAUAUGUAUGUCAUAUUCUUGUCAGUCACGCCGUGGUCGAAAAUGAGGCUAGGAGUACGUAGUGACGCAAUGGUGAAUUACAAAGUGGAGGCUGCUUGAUUACAAACCUGUGGUUGAAAGUAUUAAUGA